UAGAGUGGCGCAUGAGCAGAGAGUCACGGUCGAGGGCGUGCGGUGAGGCGGCGCGGGAGUGGGCGGGAGGUGAGCCCCCCCGCCAGGCAGCCAUGUGGCGGGGGGGCGCGGCGGGGGGCAGGUAGUGCGCAGCAUGACGCAUCUUCACGACCACGACAAUGAUGACAUUGAGCGGGAGCUCUACCAGCUCGGCCUCACUGACGUCCCGCCGCCCCCGCCGCCGGCCCUGCGGGGGGCGCUGCCCUCCGCGUGGCCGCCCGCGUCCUCCACCCGCAGCCGCUCCGCCCCCUCUAUCCAGGAGGACUCUCUCGUCGACCCGCCCCCCGUCCUGAUCAACCCCAGGCCGCUACCCCCAGGCCGCAACCCAGGCCCCCCACCCCAUGAACCCCUCACCGCCUUCACCAGCGUCGCCGGGGAUGUGGGCGGGCGGGGGCGGCUGGGCUUGUGGGGCGGCGCCCCCCCGCCCAUAUCUGGGCUGCACCACAGCCUUACCAAUCUGACGGGUGACAACCCUGGGCGCAACCACCCGCCGCCGCCGCCGCAGACCAAGCGCUCCCCCGCCGCGCUCUUUAAUGGUGGCCUCACCACCGCCGCCGCCGCCACCACCAGCGAGGAGGCGGCGGCGGCGCUGGCGGGGCUUCCGGUAUCGGCGUACACCACGGCGGCAGGCGUCGUGUGGACGCAAGAUCCCGGCGCCGUCCACUACCCCGUGUACGUCAUGCCGCAGGACUUCAACAAGCUGCCGCGGGGACCGCGCGACGCCUCACCGCGCACCGUCCUGGCGGAGGAGGACGAGGAGCGGCUGGCAGCGCUGGUGUCCAGUGUGGAGGCCGCGCUGCGCAGCAUCCACCUGGGACUGCAGGAAUCCUACAUCAUGUACGAGAAUCCUGAUGAUGAGGAGGAUCCCCCGCCCCCCCAGCCCGUCACCGCGUCCCUCAGGGACCCCCCGCCAUCCCCCGUCCCGCCGACCGAGCUCCCGGGGUCUCCGCCCCCACCCGCCAGCCCGCAGGGACCGCAUCCGCCCCCGGCGGGAGGGAUAGGUGGCGGCGCCCCUCGUUUGGUGGGUCCCGACAACGCUUCCCGUCUAUCCCGCCAGCUGGGAUUUAUUCCCAUCCAAGAGGGCGCCCCCCAGCCGCCUCAGCCGCCCCCCCGCCACGCUGACCACCACAAGCACCAACACCAUCUACGUAAACUCAGCAAGAAGGUCAAAAACCAUAAAUCAAAGGUGCUACUCUCCGGGCUGAUGGCCUGUCCUGGCCCUGGCUUCCGCCUCCUCAACAUCCACAGGGACUCCAAGUCUGGCCAAGGCUUCGGCUUCUCCAUCAAGGGCGGCCGCGAGGCAGAAAAAAAGAAUAUAGACACGAGGACAAAGGAAGGAAAGAGAGGAUACGCGAGGAGGGUAAUGAGACGGAAGAGAUACAGAGAGACAGUGGAUGAAAAGUGUGAGGGGAAAGACAAGACAUAA
This is a messenger RNA of Cherax quadricarinatus, 1465 nucleotides long. The record is from RefSeq and is a predicted model, not a curated record. NCBI's taxonomy places the organism in Eukaryota, Metazoa, Arthropoda, Malacostraca, Decapoda, Parastacidae.